GUGAACGGCAUAAACGUGGAGGGCCUGCGGCACUCGGAGGUGGUGUCCCACAUUAAGUCCAGGGAGAAUGAAGCCAGGCUCCUGGUGGUGGACCCCGAAACAGAUGAUUACUUCAAGAAGCUGGGGGUGACCCCCACGGAGGAGCACACCAAAGGUGUGGUACCUCAGCCCAUGACAAACGGAUCCGCACAGACUCAGCUGAAUGGAGGAUCCACAUCUUCGUCUCACAGUGACCUUCAAAGUCCUGGGAAGGAAUCAGAGGAUGGAGACGCGGAGAAGAAAGACCCGUUUGAGGAGAGCGGGCUGACCCUGAGCCCAACGGCUGCCGAGGCCAAGGAGAAGGUGCGGGCCAAGCGGGUGAAGAAGAGAGCUCCGCAGAUGGACUGGAACAAGAAGCGA
This is a messenger RNA of Fulmarus glacialis (Northern fulmar), 399 nucleotides long. Its product is annotated as Na(+)/H(+) exchange regulatory cofactor NHE-RF2-like. Gene Ontology annotation, molecular function: protein-membrane adaptor activity; signaling receptor binding. Gene Ontology annotation, biological process: protein localization to plasma membrane. Gene Ontology annotation, cellular component: apical plasma membrane. The record is from RefSeq and is a predicted model, not a curated record. Lineage: Eukaryota; Metazoa; Chordata; Aves; Procellariiformes; Procellariidae. The annotation marks the transcript as partial. The transcript is spliced from 5 exons.